AUGAUGUUACCAAGCCCGGUCACCUCCACCCCUUUCUCAGUCAAAGACAUUUUGAAUCUGGAGCAGCAGCAGCAACAGCACUUCCACGGCGCGCACUUACAGGCGGACUUGGAGCACCACUUUCACUCGGCGCCGUGCAUGCUGGCCGCCACCGAGGGGACGCAGUUUUCUGACGGAGGAGAGGAGGACGAGGAAGAAGAGGGCGAGAAACUGUCCUAUUUGAACUCACUAGCCACAGCCGACGGCCACGGGGCUUCGGGGCUCUGUCCCCAGAGCUAUGUCCACACAGUCCUGCGAGACUCGUGUAGCGGGCCUAAGGAACAUGAAGAGGAGCCCGAGGUCGUGAGGGACCGGAGCCAAAAAAGCUGCCAGCUGAAGAAGCCUCUGGAGACGGCCGGAGACUGUAAGGCGGUGGAGGAGAGCGAGAGGCCCAAGCCACGCAGCCGCCGGAAGCCCCGGGUCCUCUUCUCGCAAGCCCAGGUCUUCGAGCUGGAACGCAGGUUCAAGCAGCAGCGGUACCUGUCGGCGCCCGAGCGCGAGCACCUCGCCAGCAGCCUGAAGCUCACGUCCACGCAGGUGAAGAUCUGGUUCCAGAAUCGCAGGUACAAGUGCAAGAGGCAGCGGCAGGACAAGUCUCUGGAGCUGGGCGCGCACGCGCCCCCGCCGCCGCCGCGCCGCGUGGCCGUGCCGGUGCUGGUGCGGGACGGCAAGCCGUGCGUGACGCCGGGCGCGCAAGCCUACGGCGCGCCCUACAGCGUGGGCGCGGGCGCCUACUCCUACAACAGCUUCCCCGCCUACGGCUAUGGGAACUCGGCCGCCGCCGCCGCCGCUGCCGCCGCCGCCGCCGCCGCCGCCGCGGCCUACAGCGGCAGCUACGGCUGUGCGUACCCGGCGGGCGGGGGCGGCGGGGGCGGCGGGGGCGGCGGGGCUACCGCGGCGGCCGCGGCCAUGCAACCCGCCUGCAGCGCGGCCGGAGGCGGCCCCUUUGUGAACGUGAGCAACCUGGGCGGCUUCGCCGGCGGUGGCGGCGCGCAGCCGUUGCACCAGGGUGCCACGGCCGGGGCAGCGUGCGCGCAGGGCACCUUGCAGGGCAUCCGGGCCUGGUAG
Messenger RNA from Callorhinus ursinus (northern fur seal), 1107 nucleotides. RefSeq names its product NK2 homeobox 3 (gene NKX2-3). Gene Ontology annotation, biological process: cell differentiation; regulation of transcription by RNA polymerase II. Gene Ontology annotation, molecular function: RNA polymerase II cis-regulatory region sequence-specific DNA binding; DNA-binding transcription factor activity, RNA polymerase II-specific. The record is from RefSeq and is a predicted model, not a curated record. Gene Ontology annotation, cellular component: nucleus. Lineage: Eukaryota; Metazoa; Chordata; Mammalia; Carnivora; Otariidae.